Molecule: messenger RNA, 795 nt
Organism: Orbilia oligospora ATCC 24927
Lineage: Eukaryota; Fungi; Ascomycota; Orbiliomycetes; Orbiliales; Orbiliaceae
Exons: 5
Coding region: 1-795 (264 amino acids)
Biological process (GO): actin filament organization; regulation of actin cytoskeleton organization; cortical cytoskeleton organization
Cellular component (GO): cell cortex; cytoskeleton; cell projection
Molecular function (GO): GTP binding; GTPase activity; protein kinase binding
Source: RefSeq, a predicted model, not a curated record
AUGGGACCGAAACCCAUUCACACUUCUCUUCCUGGCACCCUGGAUGAAGUGGAGGCGUUAGUCUCCCCGAGGACUCCACGUCCGAAAUCCACGCCUGAAGACUUUCAGCACCUUUUUGUACCCGAUGAUGCGAGGGAACGCGGAGAGGGCGGUCAGAAAGCUCCGGGGAGAAUGUGCCGCAGGCGGCUGGACCAGAAAUAUGAUUCUAACGGAAAUUUGAGUGUACAGUGCGUCGUCACAGGCGAUGGUGCCGUCGGCAAGACAUGUUUGUUGAUUAGUUACACCACCAAUGCCUUCCCGGGUGAAUACAUCCCCACUGUAUUCGAUAACUACUCUGCUAGUGUUAUGGUCGAUGGAAAACCCAUCAGUUUGGGAUUGUGGGAUACUGCUGGUCAGGAGGAUUACGAUAGGCUGAGACCUUUGUCAUAUCCUCAAACUGACGUCUUCCUCAUUUGCUUUUCGCUGGUUUCUCCGCCAUCCUUUGAGAACGUCCGAACAAAGUGGUAUCCGGAAAUCAGCCACCAUGCACCAAACAUCCCCAUUAUCCUUGUCGGUACCAAGCUCGAUUUGAGGGACGACCCCAAAGUCUUGAAGUCGCUGCAGGAUAAGAAAAUGGCACCAAUUCAGUUCGCCAACGGUGUUUCUGUUGCAAAGGAAAUCGGAGCCGUCAAAUACCUUGAGUGCUCUGCCUUGACCCAGAAAGGACUUAAGAAUGUCUUCGACGAGGCAAUCAGAGCUGUUCUAAUGCCAGCACCAAAGCCAAAGCAAAAGAGCAAGGUCUGCACCAUUCUAUAA